This is a messenger RNA of Mus pahari (shrew mouse), 736 nucleotides long. RefSeq lists its product as uncharacterized. Lineage: Eukaryota; Metazoa; Chordata; Mammalia; Rodentia; Muridae. Bases 195 to 599 code for a protein of 134 amino acids. The transcript has 4 exons. The record is from RefSeq and is a predicted model, not a curated record.
AGUCACGUCUUCCUAGGACCCAGGGCUUUCCUGGACAGUUCAUAGGGUGCAUUAGGGCAACAGGUUGGGCGUAGGUUGUUGAGAGCACGGCCCCAGCCUAGUCCUCACAGCUUACUGGAGAGCUUGAUUCUGCCACUUGGUGGCGGAGAGCUGGAGCGACAGGGCAGGGGACAGGCAGGAUUGCUUUGGCGAAGAUGGUUCUUCCGGGUUCCCCAAUGGACCAGAAGACCCCCUUUUUUCCUUUUGCCAGAUUGGCAAAUGGUGUUCUCAGCUUGCUCCACUCUUGGGUUCAUCGCACCCCAAAGGAUGCCCCGCCGAGGCGCAGACGGGUCUCCAGCAAGGCGGGUGGAAAAAAUAAAACCCAGCCGGCCUUCAGGAGAGAGCUGCCCUGCUCAUGCGGGAGAAAGAGAAAAGAGGACAUGGUGAAAGCUAAGGCACUGUGGAUUGACCCGGCGGCCGCAGCUCCAACCCAGGCUCCAAGAAAGAACAGUGGUCCGGGGGAUGACCAAGGACGAGUCUCCUACCGUGGCCUGCUGGGGGCAGAUCUAGCCCCCCGCUCCCGCCUUUCUUUUACAACUUCCAUGCCUAAGACAAAAUGAUCAAGGAACCCAACCCGGACCUUCACAACCAGACCCUCCGGGUUAUCCCAGGCCUGCCUAUCGCAGAGCCCGAGCGGGGAUUGCAGCGUGCACAGAAUCGAAUUAAACGCAUCUCGGUGGUUAUUGUCUCUCGCUAA